Molecule: messenger RNA, 4588 nt
Organism: Pyricularia oryzae 70-15
Lineage: Eukaryota; Fungi; Ascomycota; Sordariomycetes; Magnaporthales; Pyriculariaceae
Exons: 2
Coding region: 90-4313 (1407 amino acids)
Biological process (GO): activation of protein kinase activity; mitotic G2 DNA damage checkpoint signaling; mitotic DNA replication checkpoint signaling
Molecular function (GO): anaphase-promoting complex binding
Source: RefSeq, a predicted model, not a curated record
UUCCCCCAUCAACAACAAUCUCAUUACCACUCGCCCAUACAAGAUACACAGUACUGUAUAUCUCCUUUGAUACCCGGGAUGAGUUUGUAAUGAAAUCAAGUGUUCUCAAUUUAUUUUUCAUAAUCUACUCUGCCUUCGUCAUGAAUUCCCAAACUUUAUCCUCACCAGCGUCUUCCCCAAACGCGUCAAAACCUUUGACAAACCUAAUAUCUCCCAAGUCAAACCUACGGAGGUUACUUGCAGGAAUUGACGAAAGUUCAGAUGAAGAGGACAUCAGAACACCAGGAACGCCCAGCCUUGCAAAAACAACAAGAGAGGAAACACCUCAGCUUAGCCAUAACGAUGAGGAUGAGAGCGAAGACGACGAUGCCAUUCUACGACCCCGAGGACGACUUGCUUCUCGAAUGCAAGCAGAUGCUAGCAAUCAAGUGCAAUUAGAGUCCGAGCCUACAGAAGGAGCAAGAAAUCGUGUGAGGAGACUUUUAGGACUGAAACCCCAAGAAGAAACCACACAAACUACUGCCGUCGGUGCCAAGAAGGCCCCUGUAGCCCAAUCUGUCGAGGCUGAAGAUGCUGAGGAUGAGGAUGAGGAUGAGGAUGACAUCAGAACGCGACACACCAGACGCCCAAAUGCGCCCCGGAGAGCAAGUCGGACAUCCACACCUGCUAGGGACUCUUCCCCUGAUCUCUUCGUUACGCCCUCGAAGGAGCUCGCGCGCCCACUCGAUGCAGGUGAUAUAUCCGACGGAAAUGCAAACCUGCCAGAAGAUCCCAACACAAGCAAGCGUAUGAAGAACCGCUUGUUGGACCUACAACAAAAGCGUAUCGCUCGAGAAAAAGCAGAGCAAGAGAAGAACAAUAAGGACCAGGGACUAGACGAGGAUGAGGCAGCCGGUGGCAUAAGCGGCGAGGAGUCCGGCAAUAUCACCGAUGACGACGGCGGCCGGAGGCUUACUCAAGAGGCUGCAAGCCGCCCAUCGGCUCGCAAGGCAAGCAAGAAGGCUCUCGAAGACAUGCACCGUGAAACGCAGCGUCUUAGCCGUAGCUUGCAGCUUGCGCAUGAGGCCAAGACCAAAAAGAAAAUUACCAAGGCCUCGCUCUUCGAACGUUUUAACUUCAAACCUGCUAAUGAAGCUUCAAAAUCGACCCAACCCGCAGAAGAACAGCCUGCUGCGGCUCCUGUCGCCAGUUCUAGCAGGGCCGCGACCCCUGCAUCUGUGCACAACACAGACGCCGAGAUGAGCGAAUCGCCCACACCCCCAACCUCGCCACCUGUAGCCGACAAGCCAGAUGGCGAUGGCCCGUCAGAAUCCCUUGGCACCGGCCAUGCGAUGGAUACUGACCAGAAUUCGAAGGCUGGCGAUGAUGAAGACUUGCAAGAGCCUAGUACGCUGGUUGCCGGAGCGACCGAGGAACGAGCAGUAAAAAAGCUGGACAAGGGCAAGGGCAAAGCAAUGACCGUGGACUUGGACCCUGUGAGAGACGAGGUCAAGCCAAAGCGUCAGUUUAGGGUCACAUUGCCUAAUACAGUCUCGGUUGAUUUGGGCGAGAACGAGGACGAUCUCAUGAUUGUGAAUCCGAAGAAGAGCAAGCUAGACGCCAUAUUCGACAAUGCACCUGCCCAACGAAAGCAGUGCGACGGGGCAAUGCAAGCUUUGCGUGUUCUCGCCCAACUUGGUGGCUCUCCGGGCAAGGAUCAGUCUAGGAGACGAGGCAAAUUUGGGUCGGCCAAACAGCCCACCAUGACAGCUGGACAGCUACAGCUCACCUUGCACCAGCGGGCGCGAGAACAGGCUCGUAUUGAGCGUGAACGUCGUUUCGAGGCUCUCCGGGCCAAGGGCGUCCACAUCCAGACAGAGGAGGAACGCGAAAGAGAGAUGCAGGAUGUGGAGGAUAUUAUGGCUGCUGCCAGGAGAGAGGCAGAGGAGAUCAUGCUACGGGAGAAGGAGGAGAGCAAGGCGGAGAGAAAACGAUCCGGCGAGGUCGAUCCUCUCGCCUGGGACGACAGUGAUGAGGAAGGUGACUACAUCGAGGCGCCGGAAGAACAAGAUUCAGAGGUUGAGCUGUCCGGCUCUGAAGAAGAGGACGCCGAUAUGGAGUCUAGUGCAGAGGACGAGACAGAAGCUGUCACCGAAGACCUAGUGGAUGACCAGCCCGAGUCUGAUGUUGACAGUUAUUCGGACGUGGCGCCGCAGAAGUCGCGCCGCGCUAAGAAACAUACGACCGUUAUCUCAGAUGACGACGAGGAAGACGAUCUCCCCGUACAGAAGUCGACUAGCCCGAACCACAAGCCCCGCGCCGUCGAAGCUACGCCUAAAUCCAAGUCCACCGUGUUCAGAUCUCCGUCCACCAGAGCCGUUGAGUCGCCAUUGCCUCCUCAAUCAGUCCUGCGUUCAGCUACCAAGACUUUCAUUCCCGGUCUCCCGGUCAAGGCUGGCGAGGCUGCUGGACUCGGGCUUACUCAGAUUUUUGCUGGCACAAUGGAUGACAGUCAGGUUGACCCUUUUGCGCCCACUCUCGUCUCCCAGCCACGGCCUACAUUCGAUGCAAUGGCACAAACCUCGUUCCCACAGGCCUCGAUCGCCGAACAGCCCGAGAGCUCCAUCAUGGACACUCAGCGGGCACCGCAGCAAGCCGAGGACACCCAAGACACCGGUGUGAACUUCAAUUUUGAUACGCAGUCUCAAGUUCAUGGACUUGGUAGCCUGAUGCGAGACGAUGUCUUCACUCAGGCGUCUCAGUUCCCAGAAGCUACGCAAGACGGUGGUUUCCAGGGUCGCACACCCUUGAAGGAAAGGUUCAUUGACCUCCCACAAUCGACAGUGGAUACAGUGGCCGUGAAUGAUACCCAGUCACGAGAACCGUCGGCCAUUCCUGAGUCACCUGUAAUGCGCAGGGGUAAACUUCGUCGCAAGGUCGUGGCCAUCGACGAGGAUGAAGAUGAUGCAGCGCAGCCCAGAGACGAAAACGAUGAGCAGAUGGUGCAUGCUGAGGACGACCUGAUUCCUGGCACUCAGGAGGCGGCCAAUGCCUUCAGCGUACUCAGCAAGGCAGCCGUCCGGAAGGAAAAGCAGGAAGCUUUCGACCGAAAGAAGAGCAAAGCUAAAGAGAUGUUCCAGGAGCAGGCUGAGGAGUCUGAAGACGAGUAUGCCGGCCUCGGUGGCGCCGAGGGCGAGGACAGCGACGACGAUGGUGAAGAUGUCAAAGACAUGAUAGACGACCAAACCAAGGCCAGCGAGGCAGAGAAGGCCAAGAUCGCUGCCAUCUAUGCUGAUCGCGAGCGUGCGGACGAUGAGAAGCAAGUAGAGAAGCUCUUCCGGGAUAUCACCUCGGGGAUGCUCCGACGAAAGCGGGGUGCUGACUACGGCGACCUCUCGGAUGAGGACGACGGUGGCGAGGCUCGCCGUCGUAUGAAGCGUCGGCAGUUUGCCAAGAUGCAAAAGGCACUGUUCGCUGAUGAGCGCGUGUCCAAGGUGGCAGAGAAUCCGCGUACAUCGGCGUUUAUGCGGACAAUUGAGGAUCGCAGUGAUGAUGAGGAUAUGCUGGAUAUUUUGGCACCAUCCGAGUCUCAGCAAGACGACGCCAUUCCUGACAGCCAACCGUCAGUAACGGAAGGUGCUGCGCCUGCUGUGACCGGCAGGCUUCGUGGGCCUCAGCGUCGUAGAAAGGACCUCCAAAAGCCAUCCAACCUGGGUGAGGUCCGUGAAUCGCUCUCAGACCUCCUCGAGGAGCACAACUCAAUGUCCUCUGUUGUCCCAGCCACGGAGGAGGAUUCGGAAAGCGACGAUGCUGACGCCGAAGAAGACGAGGCACCGCGACGACCUCGUAGCUCAGGCGUCAACAGCAACAAAGAGAAUCGUAACCCCCGCCGUAUGGCUGCAGAGGUUUCCGUGGUCGACCGCAUCAGUCUCAAACGAUCCGGCUCAUCUGUAUCUUCUGCCGACAACGGAAGCCGCAGUGCCCGCAUCGCGUUCGUGGCGGGCUCGAGCUCGGGGUCUUUCAAGGUCCCGGCGCUGCUGCGACGCGCGACGACCAACUCCUCGAUGGCGGCCAGCGGCAACGGCGUCUCAUCCAGCACCGGGACCGCCAUCUCGGCCUCCACAGCUAGCGCAGCAGCGACCAUAGGUGGUGACGAAGCCAAGGUCAAGAAGAACGCCAGCAAGCGAUCCGGAAUCAACUAUUUUGCGCGCGAGAACGAGCGUCUCGCUGCGCUGGCGGAGAAGGAGAGGAGGCGAGAGCAGAGAAAGUUCAAGGGUGCUGAGGACAGGAGCAAGGUUGUUGGUGGACUGUUUGGUGCAGGAAAGUUUGAGUAGUUUCUGGCAUUGCAACGCGCAUGACAUAAAAUUUCGUUUGUAUUUUCACAGGAUGGCGUUCUGGCGGACUUGCGUCUAGGGAUGGGAGUUUAUUUACUUGGGAGUUCAGGCAGGCUGUGAACUGGCUAUUGUUUGGGGCCCAAAGAACGUUGGCUGUGUUUGGUCUAAUGAGGGAAUUGGAUGGUAGAAGCUUGGGCGUUGGUGGUACUCUUAUGUCGGUACUCUUAUGUCUGUUUUCCAGAAUAUGAUUAUUUCAAGACGAUUUCAACUGAUAA